Molecule: messenger RNA, 1173 nt
Organism: Lachancea dasiensis
Lineage: Eukaryota; Fungi; Ascomycota; Saccharomycetes; Saccharomycetales; Saccharomycetaceae
Source: the annotation of a GenBank genome assembly
AUGUUUAGAGCCUACGCAACUAGGAGUGCCAAAAUCGCCAAUCCAGCAUCGAGGAUCUGGAAACAGACGCCCAUUGGGGCGUCGUUUGUGCGGUUCAAUUCAUCUAGAGUGCCAAACGGAGGAAGAGCCAGUACAGAAAUCCAAACGCAGUUGCCGUCAUUCGACGAAGCCACUUCUUCUGUCGCUGACAUGAGCUCGACGAUAGUUGAGCAGGCGUCGCAUAUUGUCGGAGAAGCGUCGAGUCAUGUCGGGUACUUGAGCAGCAUCGGACUGGCCAAGUCGUGGUGGUGGCCUCCAGAUCUCAUUCAAAACGUCAUGGAACAAAUCCACGUGUACUCUGGUCUACCUUGGUGGGGUACCAUUGUGGCUACAACCGUUUUGGUGCGUCUUGUCAUGUUCCCACUUUACGUGAAAUCUUCGGACACCAUGGCUCGUAAUUCUAAGAUUAAGCCAGAGCUAGAUGCCAUCAAUACGGAACUUAUGGCUUCUACUGACAUGGUUGAGGGCCAAAGAGUUGCACUUAAGAGAAAGAAGCUACUAGCUGACAAUGGAAUCAAAAACAGAUACCUGGCCGCCCCCAUUCUUCAAGUUCCUGUAGCACUAGGAUUUUUCUCCGGAAUCAGAGGCAUGACUAAUUAUCCGGUAGACGGGUUUACGAACCAGGGUAUAGCGUGGUUUUCAGAUUUGUCUCUGGCAGAUCCGUACUUGGGACUCCAAAUCAUUACUGCAUCGGUUUUCAUUUCAUUUACCAGACUUGGUGGUGAAACCGGCGCCCAACAAUUCUCUCCCACCAUGAAAAACUUUUUCACAGUCUUGCCGCUACUUUCUAUUCCAGCCACUAUGAAUUUGUCUUCAGGCGUGGUUCUCUACUUUGCGGUGAAUGGGAUAUGCUCAGUCAUUCAAUCGCUGAUAUUGAGGAACAAGUGGUGUAGACAGAAGCUUAAUAUCGCCGAAGUUGUCAAGCGUGCACCAUCAACCAAUGCUCCUUCAAAGGGUAUCAUUGAAACUUUCAAAGAAAACAUGCAGAAGGCAAGGGAGCAGGCGGAGAGGAGACAACGUAUGCAGGAUAACGAGAAGCUCAUGCAAGAAGCUACCAGAGAGCAAAAGGCAAACAGUGCCAUCAAAAUUGUUCGCAGGUCCGAUCUUCAAAAAAAAUUGAAGACUAAGAAUUGA